Molecule: messenger RNA, 12480 nt
Organism: Contarinia nasturtii (swede midge)
Lineage: Eukaryota; Metazoa; Arthropoda; Insecta; Diptera; Cecidomyiidae
Product: E3 ubiquitin-protein ligase HUWE1-like
Exons: 22
Coding region: 180-11999 (3939 amino acids)
Biological process (GO): protein polyubiquitination; positive regulation of protein catabolic process; proteasome-mediated ubiquitin-dependent protein catabolic process
Cellular component (GO): nucleus
Molecular function (GO): zinc ion binding; protein binding; ubiquitin-protein transferase activity
Source: RefSeq, a predicted model, not a curated record
AUUCAGUUCGUAACAAUAUUGGAGCUUCAACAAAUAGCAAUGUUGAAACUGGCUCAGAAGACGAUGAUGAAGAUGAAGAAUCCACAUCAUCACAUCACAAUCAAAGAGAUGUUGCACCUGGUUGUUCACGCAGCGGAAGUCAAGACAAUUCAAAUAGUUCACAAUCAAACGGAGCGCCAAUGAAAAUUCCAUUGAUUGACUACAUAUUAAAUGUUAUGAAAUUCGUAGACGCCAUUUUAAGUAAUAACUCAACUGAUGAUCAUUGUCGUGAAUUUGUUGCACAAGGAGGCCUACAACCGCUUUUACAAAUCUUGUCAUUGCCAAAUUUGCCUGUAGAUAGCCCUAUAACAGCUUCAGCACAAGCAGUUGCUGCUGUUUGCAAAUCAAUAUUGAGUUUAGCACAUGAACCACAAGUGUUAAAAGUUAGCUUAGAACAAUUGGCCACCGUUGUCGAUCAAUUGGAACCACUACAAAGUCAUUGGGAACAAUCUCAAGGAAGUGUAUUGCUAAAGGAAUUGGCAAAUUGCAAAAACAUUGAAUCGGCCUUUUCAAAUGCAUCUGAAACGCCAUUGUUACAUGCAAUGAGUGCGGUUCAUGGUUACGUUGUGAUGUUGGUUCAUGUUUGUCGAACGGGACAAACGGAAAUCCGUAAUCUGUUGAUUGAGCAAUGGGGACAAGAUAAUAAAUAUGGCCAGAAAUUGCUGUACAAAUUAGUUCAAUUAUAUACAGCCUUAGUAUGGGAAAGUACACUUUUACUUGCAUUAUGCACAGAUGAUAUAAUUCCAGUUGGUUGUGACUUUGGCAAAGAGGAUCUCGAUAAAUUGGGCGAACCUCCAUCGGUACCAAGCCAAAGCGGAACGCCCGUCAUACCGUCUGAAGUCAGUUUAGAUACACCAAUGCCAUUAAUGACAACAACACAAAGCACUGAAGCAACAGCGUCUAUAAAUGAACUAUCCAUGGAUAUUGAUCGAGUUCUCAAUUCAACAUCAUUAGAUAAUGAAACAUCAUCAACACUGGCAUCAACAACAACAUUAUCAACAGAGACAGCAAGUAUAACGAACAAAUUUGAUGCUCCAUUGAAUGCAACUACAGCCUCAAGUUCCAACAAACCGUCAUCAAUUCAACGUCGAAUUGUUGCAACACCAAGUCAGUUGCGUUACAUAAAGUCCUUGCUCGGCGCUUCAUCACGAUUGGGUCGAGCUUUGGCUGAAUUAUUUGGCUUACUUGUUAAGUUAUGUGUCGGCAAUCGGAUGCGUAUGCGACAUCCCCAAAACGUUGGUAAUUAUAUGUCAUCUGCAUCGCGUGAUAUUGCUCGAGUGCUCAGUUAUAUCUUGGUCGAUGGCUUAUCGCACGAUCAAUUACCGCCAUCGCCCAUACCAAAGCUAAAGCAAACAUUUCUCAUUUGUUCUAUCGGUUUCACAAGCCCAAUGUUAUUCGAUGAGAAACGUAAUGCUUACCAUUUAAUGUUGCAUAAAUUUUGCGAAGAAGGUGGUCUGCAGGCAUUCUUCGAAAUGUUUGGCUUUGCAUUAAGCUUGGAACCAGACAUUGUUAAAAGUAACAAUGGAAAAACUGCGUCGUCAAGUGAUACUACUGAAUAUACAGAACAACAAGAAGAAUCGUCAUUAAAAGACACCGAUGAUCCAAGCGAAAUGACACAAUCAACUACCUCCGCUACAACCAUUCGAACAGCGGAUGAUUUAAUCACUCCAAAAGAAAUCUUCACGAACAAUGAACAGCAUGGUGAAUUUUCGUCUGGAAGUGGUGAGUUCUUGGAUGCUUGGCUCAUGCUACUCGAGAAAAUGGUAAAUCCAAAAGCCGUUCUUGAGUCACAACAUGUGAUACAAACGAAAUCUCUACGAAAUAAACCAGAAUUCGAUACGGUCAUAUAUUUGAUAAAUGUACAUAAGCUUGCUUUUCAAACUGUCACCAAAAUUUGGUCAUACAAACCGAUUCGAACAUAUGGUGCUCGCAUGACUGAAUCCAUGCUAACCAUUAUGAAACACAUCUAUCAGGGUGAACCAAUUUUGCGAGAAAAAUACAAUAAGAAAAUCACCGAACAACCUUUAUCGAACAACGAUAAAACAAGUAUUAAAUUUGGUUCACUAUUUCCACGAUCUGGCAAUACAAAUCAGCCAGAUACUGAAAAUACAAAUAGACUGACUUCACGGGGUAAUCGAUCGUCAACAAGCGGUGUUGGUAAUAUUAAUAAUACGGUUAAUGAAGCAUUUUUAACACAACUCAUGGAAAUGGGUUUUUCACAAGAGAAUUGCCGUGAAGCACUUUAUCAUACGGGCUCAAUGGAACAGGCUACUGAAUACUUGCUAACUCAUAGCGGUACCUCUGGUAUUAAUAAUCCAACGAAUGAAAAUCAAAGUGGAGUAGGUGUUGAUUCGGACGAUGAUGAGAAUGUCGAUGCCGAAAUGGUGGUUUUGAUGGGACAAUCGACUGAUGCGAAAAUUGAAUCAACUGGAACAUCAUCGUUUACAAAGCGCAACCGGCGUGGAAUGCGUAGUACCGCAACAGUUUUACCAAACCAACAACCGCUUUCGGAACAAUUACUAUCCGAUUUUGGUGAAGAGGCUGUUCAUACAUCGUUAUAUUUAAUUGAUCAAGUACCUGAUGCUGUAUUCAAAGGUUCCGAAUUACUUGGAAUUUUAUUCAAACGAGCCGAUAUUAAAUGGAAAAUGUUAGCAACAAUAAUUUCAACAAUGAUCGAUUGUGCCGAACAGUUACGUUCUAUGCUUACCGAUCGUGUUACACCGCACGAAACAAUUUUCUUUGGUGAAGUCGGUUGUCGUUUUACCGUUCGAUUGCACAUAUUCUGUCUAUUUCUUGAAGUCUCACAAUACCACGACCUUCGAACGCCAGUAAUUUUAUCAAUAAAAGAGUUCAAAUUGAUGCCAAAAUUGAUUAGUUUGCUGAACGAAACGGAAGAUGUGUUAACAGCAAAGGCCGGAAAAUCUCUUUAUACACCGAAAUGGUUAUCACAAAUGAUUUUGUUGAUUGACCUAUACGAAAAAGUUGUCGUUUCGAUUCGUCGCCGAAAUGAAAUGCAUCGAAUCACAACAAAUACUUGGAAGUGGUACGAUGUACAAAGUGGAAAAUGGAAUGCAUACACAAAUGGCAAUAAUAAGAUAAUCAAUGAUGCAUAUAAUAAUGGUGAAUCAACGGUUCGAGUAUCUGUAGGUCGCCAUCGAUAUACAAUAAACUUCAAUUGCAUGUCACAAGUAAAUGAAGAGACUGGAAAUCAUCGACCUGUUGUUUUGGGAUUACUAUCCUCAGUGAAUUCGCAGCGUAUACCAGAUCACGUUUCAGCUACACUAUCACAUAUUCUUGGAUCAGAUACUGAAGAAAAUUCCAAUAUAAGCAACGACGAACAAAAACCAAAGGUGAAUCGAACAAUAGAGAAACCGCCAAACGUAACAGACAUAUCGUCGCCUGGAAUAAAGUCUCAAUUAUCAUCGAUAAAUUUACAAUACAACAACGGACAGUUGGACCGUACAACAAUGGCAUCACUGUGUGAAAUGCGUGAAAAUCAUUUAAAGAACGGAUUUCGAACGUACUACACAUCAUCUGUGGUUAAUAAUCCAAAGAAAGAGAGCAGCAACGUAUCGAUAGUUACAGAAGAUGAUGCAAAAUUACUCGGAUUGGAGGAAUUUUUAACAGAAAACAUUGUGGCCACGUGUGUUCGUCUUAUGUCACCAAAAAUUUCUGUGGAUCGUGAUUCAUUGCAUGCACUAAUGAUGCUUUGUGUACGACUGACAACCAAAUAUCAAAAUGCUGAAGUAUUUGCUCGUGAAGGCGGAAUCAAGCUGUUGUUAGAAAUGAAGCAGUCUGGAGGAUAUUUGAGAGCAUCAACUUUGGCCAAUUUAUUGAUUCGACAUACACUUGAAGAGCCGCGUACUUUAGCAAUGGCAAUGGAAAAAGUGAUUGCUGCUCGAACAUUGCAGACAAUACCACCUGGAUAUCGAGAUUUAAUCUUUAUGCUACGUCGAAUGAGUUCCGCCGUUGCCCGUGAUCCUGAUAUUUUCAAAGAAAUAGCUCGAUCGAUGCUUCGCAUCGAUAUAAAUACAUUACGUCGUGGUGUGUUUAGCGAAGAUAAUCGCUUGAUUAUGAAAUCAGUAGCAUCAUCAAACUCAAAACGAUCAACAGAAAAGCCAAAUGAAAACUCAAUCGCCGUUAAAGUUGUAUAUGAUUUGUUGCAAGCACUUAUUGUGCCUAUCAAUUCUGCUCAGAAGCAAACAUUCGAAGAAAAGGUUACGACAAAUGCAGCGAAAAAUCAUAGCCGUCACACAAGUAGUUCAACUUCAUUUAGUACAUCAACAAAUACUGUAUCAUCCAACACGACCUUUGGAAGUAAUAAUAACAAUAGUAAUUACUUGGUCGAUGACAACGAUAUAUCAUUUAUUGCAAUGUCGUUUGCUGGCCCCAGCAACGAUACAAACACAGGUCAUUCCAGUCGCUUGGGCACGAUGCAAGGUACGAUGCAUUUAAUGGGUGGAAAUGAAUCGUCCUCGUCAACAUCUUCAAAUAAACCACAAAAUAGUAUGCUGGCAGAUGGAUGGAAUGGAUCGAAUACAAAAGGAGAGAAUGAUAAACCACUUUUGUCUAAACUUACGAUCCUUAAAACAUUGGCAGAAGCCGUACGAUCGUAUUCAUCAGUUGGUGUCAUUAUUGCCGAGUAUACAUAUCAGCCACAACCAAAUACCUUGAUUCGCAAAGCCCAACCAGCACUUGCUUUCAUUUUGGACAAUCUCUUACCUUCGACUGAACAAAAUCCAGACAGAGAAUGUUCAUCCGGUGCUCGCAUGCUGAUCGCAGCACUUUCUGCAGCGAUCGAUUCACAUAUUACCCAGCUCACCGUUGUAACAGAAGUGCGUGCAGCUAUUUUGCGUGCUCUUUCAUGGCCAGAAAUACCCGAAAAGCAUGCUCAAUUGCAAUUACUGACUGCUUUAAUUCCAACAAUGAUCGAAAACUGCCCACCCGAUCAAAAUCCUGCCCUGAUGCGAUUACAACAACAACAACCCCGUCGUAAUGACAUAUUCAAUAUCAUGGUGCGCAAGGGAUUAAUUGCUAAUCUGGCAAAUAUCACACAGAGCUUGGAUUUGUCAAGUCCUCAUACAAUUGUGACAAUUGGUACGGCACUAAAAUCGCUUGAACAAUUGUUACGAAUGUCGAAUCAAUCGUCUUCACCUGUGCAGUUCAAUAAAAGUCGAACCACAGACAUUGAUGCAAGUGCAAGUAAUCCACAAAAUAUGCAACUGGAUGAAAAUCAGAGACCAACCAUGAAUGACCCAUUAGUUUUUGAUGAAAAUGUUGCCAAUGAAAAUUCAGCUGAUGAUGAACCAAUCAAUGAGAAUGAGGAUGGAGCAAUAGAAGAUGAUAGUAUUCAAAAUGCGAACGAAGUUCUAAAUACAAUCACAGUAGAUGGUAGUGAAAUUGAAACAGCUGGUCCAAUUGAGCUGCCAAUCAAUACAAAUGAACCUGAGGCACAAGACUUUAUCGAGAAUCCACGAGUUGAUGUACAACCAAUUGACUCAUCAAUGCUUGAAGAGAUUCGUCGUCGAAUAUUAGAUCGUGAAUCUAUACUUGAUGAUUCGGUAGAUCGAACCGCACGCGGUGUUGCUACAUCAGUAAUUGCAGCUGGUAAUUCAACGAAUAAUGGUAGCGGCCUUCAACCUAUCGAAUUGGCUGAAGAACGGUUCAUCCUAGAAGAAGAUGACACCAGCAGUGAUUCUGAUUCAAAUGGAUCCGAAGAAAAUGACGAAGAACGUGAAGAAGAAUCAAAUGGUGAAGAUGAGAAUGAAGAUGAAGCAGAAGAUCGUAGCGAUUUAGAAGUAGAUGAAGAAACUAGACAGUAUAUUGAAAUGUAUGAUGUAUACGGUCGCCAUUUAUCGCCAAGUAUUCCAGAGCUAGAACGAGACAAUGAAGAUAUCUUAAUGAUUCAAUACGCCGACAAUGGACGAGAUGGAAGUGGAAAUAAUGCGGGUAGUUCAAACUCUGUUGGCGUUAGUGUUAACGUAAACGUUGAUGUGGAGAAUGAUCAACCAAGUUCGUCCAAUAGUAAUGUGCCUUCAACUAGUGGAAUAAAUCGGACGAAUUUUCCAAAUAUAUUUGAAACAAACAAUAUAAACCGUCAUGAAGAAGGAGUUUCAGCGAAUGGAGAUGCCAGCAAUGAAAGUGCGACAGGGUCACAAAGUACAUCAAAUGUUAUCGGUCGAAUUCACAUAACAACCAGUAAUUCACGUUCGGGAGGCUUUGGACCCGGUUCGAAUCAACCCAAUUCUUUAUCACAAUUGAUUCAAUUUCGAACACAACGAAAUGCAAAUCGCCAAAGACGAUGUGCUUACUUAAAUUUGAAUGGUCGCAACUCAAAUCCACCAGCAAUUUUGCAACGUCUAUUAGGUCCAGUUGCACAAAAUGUUAAUAUUGGUCUUGGCCAGGUUAUUGCAAAUGCCAAUGGAUCAGCUUCAUUUAGAGAUGCGACUCGUGUUGUUGUAAUGGAUAAUGGAUUUGGUAUUCUAUCAAAUUCAGGUGAACCAUCAAUUGAUAUCGUUGAUCAAACUGGUUACUUAUUCGGUCGUAGCUUAGCGGCGACACUUAAUCAAACGCCUUCACCAUUGCACUGGUGGCUCGAAGAAGCCAAAGCAUUGGGUAUUGAAUCUCAAGCUGAUGUAUGCUUAACUGUAUGUAAUGAACUCAUUCCUGAACUAGAAGCACAAAGAUCAAUGGAGUUAUCAAAAACUCGAAGCAAACGAAAGAAAAAGUCACCAGGGGAUAACACAAGUAAGCAAACACAAGGACAAAAACAAAAGAGUUCUUCUACAAUUCAAAGCACAAACAACACUGAUACUGAAAUGGUAUCUGCAUUGGCGGAGGUUUUACCAUCUGCUACAAGUGAAGCGCCAUCGCUUGGAAAUGAAACCGAAGAAAAUCAACAAAACAGUGAAGUUCCAAGCGGUUCGGAGGUAGAGGAUGAGUCAGAUGAUGAUGAUUCGUCUAAAAAUGAUGAUGAAUUAGAUAUUGAAAAUCAAAAUUUGGCUGAAGAUCGAGUAGUUGCCGAUGAUGACGAUGACGAUGACGAAUCCGAUGAAAAUGAAGAUGAAGAUGAGGAUGAAGAUGAAGAUGAAGGAAUUCAUCCACUGCCUUUACGUUCCUAUGUUGAGUCAAAUGAAGAAAUGACUGAAUCUGACUGUAAUGUACAGGAAGACGAUGAAAGAACAGGAGGUGGAUCAGCAUCAGAUAGUGGACGUUCGAUAGCCUCAUCUGUAUCUACUGAACCAUUCUUCUCAGGCCAAAGCAUACUCACCGAACAGUCAUUGAUGGCAGGAGUAACUGCAACGGCUCAAGGCUCCGCAUCGCAAACACCAACAUCAGUUCAAAGCCAACCUGUAGUUGAAAGUGAAUUUAAUUCGAGCACCAAUAAUAAUGAACAGAACACAACUUCAACUGUUGAGCAAUCAACAUCACAGCUCACAGAAACAAGUGAAAUUCUAGAUAAAAGUGAAUCAAAAGAACAAGAAAAUGUUAGUAAUGAUGAUAAUGCAGACAAAGAUGUUGUUAAUGUUUAUUCUUCAGGUGUUGAAGAAAAUGCAGAUAGAAAACGCCAAAGACUAAAUAGUGAACAACAAUAUGACGGCCAGUCCACAUCAAACGAAAAUGAAAAUGAUAACAGAGAAGAUUCAGAACAAAAUCAAGCUUCAAUACAGCAUAUACCAAUCACUGAAACAGAACCAUCAUUAAGUGAAUCAAGUGAAAUAGUCAGAGAAACGAACGAUGAACCGAGAAUAGUGCCAGAGGAAAAUGUAACACAAGAACAGCUGUCUACUGUUACCGCCAAUACUAAUAGUAUUAGUUCAAAUGCCAACGAAAUUGGCGAGGGAACAUCAUCAGGAACCCAGAUUGAUGGUAAUCAAAUCCCUGACGGAAUUGAUCCAUCAUUUUUAGCUGCAUUGCCAGAAGAAAUGCGAGCUGAAGUCAUAGCCGAACACUUGAGAAUUCAACGCAUGCAAGAACGGACACGUUUGCAGCAACAAGUGGCCGUUCAAAAUGAGCAACAGGCCGUGGCUGAAGUGAAUCCAGAGUUUUUGGCUGCCCUUCCACCAAGCAUUCAAGAAGAAGUACUAGCACAACAAAGACUUGAACAACAAAGAUUGGCUGCUGCAGCUGCAAAUCCAAAUGACCCAGUCGAUGCCGCAGCGUUCUUUCAAAAUCUUCAACCAUCGUUGAGGCAAGCAAUUUUGACUGACAUGGAGGAAUCACAGAUUUCGGUGCUAACUCCAGAGUUGGCAGCUGAAGCACAAAACCUACGACGUGAUUGGGAAAGUCGAAAUCGUCAAAUAAUGCAAGAGCAGAUUAGUCAAAUUGGAUCUGGUGGAAACAGUGGGAACGUUGGAACGUCACCUAGCUUUUCGUCAGUACUUCGCUAUCGUAGUCGUUUACCCGAACCAAUUUCUUCUGUCAAUUAUUUGCAACGAAUGCGAUGGAAUAAUUGGCCAAUUAAUCCUGGCUCGGCCACAAUUUCAGUAGAUCGGGAUACAUUUGGAGCUGGUAGUAGUUUAUUAUGCAUGGAACAACAAGGAAAACCGCAAUUGGACCAUGAAUCCUUAACAUCAUUGUUAAUUUUGCUAUUUGUUGAAGCAAAUAAAAUCUGUACUCUUCGUUUUCAUCGUGUUAUUCGUAUUCUGUGUUCGCACAUUCCAACGCGUGACUGGAUCAUUCGAACGAUUCUAUCCAUUAUAGAGCGAAGCAAUCAACAAUCAAGACAAAGCGAACAGCAACAAACAAUAAUUAAUCGACCUCAUUGGCUUAACAUUCGAUUGGAUGCUGCUUUAGGUAACCGAAAUAAUAUAUUCAUCAUCAAAAAACUCAGUCAUUCAAAAAACGAUGACGAAAUGCUAAUUGACGAUGCCACCGAAAUAUCAUCCAGUGAAUACUCGAUUGCUAUUCAUCCACAAGCAGCACAAAUUGUUUGUCGUCAUGCACUCGAACUAUUGAUAUCGCUAGCUAAAAAUUUCCCAGCCAAUUUCUUGCCCAUCAAAAAGAAGGGACGUACUAACAAAAACGAUAUCAAUCUUGAUGAAAAUCAACCAAGCACCAGCAGUUUAGCACGAUCAUUGAAAGAUUCAACACAACAAGGGAAAUCAACAGAUUUCUGGGACAUUUUACUUCGUUUAGAAAUGAGAUCGCGGAAUAGUAAAUCAUUUAAUACUUGCGAUGCGUCAGUAAGUCCAGCGAAAGCCGAAGAUUUCAUCGACAUCGAAAUGAACUCGUUCUCUGAAUCACCAUUCGGUCAAUUGAUUUCGAUGCUUUCAUUUAAUAUAAUUCUGAAAAGUACAUUGUUAACAGAUCGACUAUUGAAAUUGUUGUCAUACAUUUCGGUUGGAUUACCAGAUGCUGUUCAAUUGGCAACAACAAUUUCAGCGAUGCCAAAUGCAUUUGAAUCACCGUCUGAAGACAAUAAUGAAACUGGCGCCGAGACUAAUGCAACAGACAAUAACGCAAGUACAUCUGUUGCCACAGCUACAGCCUCAGCCACAAUUGAAAAUACGACAAAUACAUCAUCAGCAAGCCAUCAAUGUGUGAACCGUUUGAAGUCAUCACCAGUUGAGUUGGAUGAAAAAUGUUUACCAGAAUCACAAGAUAGUUUACGUUUAGCAAUCGAAGUGCUUACAUCAAAAUCUUGUUCAGAAGAAGGACUCGAAGAUGCAACUUCAUUAUUACUGAAUUUAAGCCAGUGUUCGAAUAUAACACGAACGUUCAUUCUCAAUUUAUUAAUAGACGGCGCCAAAUAUUUGGCCGGAGUAGUUCAAAAUCAAAUUAAUGACUUGAUUUAUGAUUUGAGGCAACUUAACCAAAGAAAUCGGACUGAAUCAGGCUUAUCACCGUCAAAUUCACAGCAAAUGCCAAUUCAAGAAAAUAUAAAUGACUUACAACAACCAUCUACAUCAAAGGCAACAUCAGCUAGUGCCAGCAAGGGUAUUUUACAGGACCGUUUCACGAAAGAGACUGUUGUAAUAACAUCUACAUCUAAACAAAAGAUACGUUGUGAAUUACAAUUACCUUCUAUGGUACCUUUGAUUUCGAAGACGGCUAGUCAGUCGUUCUUCUUGCGCAUACUGAAGGUUGUCAUUCAAAUAAGAGAGUCAGCCAAAGAGACACUGACUAAAGAAUUAUCAAAUCAACGACAAGGAUCAAAGAAAAUCAUACUGAAUUCUAUUGAACAACAGCCACUUAGCGAAACACUGCAAUUGGAUUAUUUGUGGAACACACUCAGUGAUUGUUUGGUUGAAUUGGAAGAAAAUGCCGAUCAUCAUGCUGUUCUCGUACUUCAACCGGCCGUAGAGGCAUUCUUUUUAGUUCACGCUUCAUCACAACCACAACAAUCAUCAACCGAGCAAAAGAAGUUUAACCAGAACCGUUCUCAAAAUAUGGUAGACACUCAAGGUCAGAGCGCAGAGAAUACCGUUGAUGGCAAUAAUACCUCAAAUACACCAGAAAAUAGUGAGAUAACACCAGCAGUCAACGAUACAUCUGACGGAGAAAACCGUGAAAUGAUUUCACCAAUUUCAUUAUUCAAUAUGCCAAAUAGCAACUCAUUUCCGCAGACAAGCAAUGAAAGUGCACAGUCCCAUAGUUCAAGCGAUCAAGAGAAAAGUAGUAACAUUUUAAAUCGUCUCGGUAUUCCAACACAACAACAAGCUCCAAAAGUACAACUCACUUCAGACCAAAAGAAGUUCUUGCAAUUUGCUGAAAAACAUCGAACUGUGCUUAAUCAAAUAUUACGUCAAUCGACUGUCCACUUAUCAGAUGGACCAUUUGCAGUGUUAGUUGAUCACACAAGAAUCCUUGAUUUUGAUGUCAAACGUCGGUACUUCCGAACUGAAUUAGAACGAAUGGAUGAAGGAAUACGACGUGAAGAAUUGGCAGUACAUGUUCAUCGUGUAACUGUAUUCGAAGACUCAUUCCGCGAACUAUAUCGCCGUAACCCAGAAGAAUGGAAAAAUCGGUUUUACAUUGUCUUUGAAGAUGAAGAAGGCCAGGAUGCCGGAGGUUUGUUACGUGAGUGGUAUGUCAUAAUUUCGCGUGAAAUUUUCAAUCCAAUGUAUGCACUUUUCACUGUAUCGCCUGGAGAUCGUGUCACUUAUAUGAUAAAUCCAUCAAGUCAUGCCAACUCCAACCAUUUGUUCUAUUUCAAAUUUGUUGGUCGAGUUAUCGCUAAGGCAAUCUAUGACAAUAAAUUGCUUGAGUGUUAUUUUACACGCUCAUUCUACAAGCAUAUUUUAGGCAUUGAAGUAAACACUCAAGAUAUGGAAAAUGAAGACUAUGAAUUCUAUAAGGGUCUCGUUUAUUUAAUGGAAAAUCAUGUAUCUGCAUUAGGAUACGAACAGACAUUCAGUUUGGAGGUACAAGAGUUUGGUGUAACUGAAGUCCGUGAUCUAAUUCCAAAUGGGCGAAACAUAGUCGUAAAUGAAGAUAACAAAUUCAAUUACAUCCAUUUGGUGUGUCAAUUGAAAAUGAGCGGUUCAAUUAAACAACAAUUGAAUGCAUUCCUCGAAGGUUUUUAUGACAUUAUCCCCAAACGAUUGAUCUCAAUAUUUAACGAACAAGAGUUGGAACUAUUGAUAUCUGGUCUGCCAAAUGUUGAUAUUGAAGACCUAAAAGCAAAUACUGAAUACCACAAAUACCAAGCAAACUCAAUUCAAAUUCAAUGGUUCUGGCGUGCUCUGCGUAGUUUCGAUCAAGCUGAUCGCGCUAAGUUCCUACAAUUCGUGACGGGUACAUCGAAGGUGCCAUUACAAGGUUUUGGCGCACUGGAAGGAAUGAAUGGUGUACAAAAAUUCCAAAUUCAUCGUGAUGACAGAUCAACGGAACGUCUUCCAUCGGCUCACACAUGCUUCAAUCAAUUGGAUCUUCCCGUGUACAAGACAUACGAUAAAUUACGAUCAAGUCUAUUGAAAGCCAUUCAUGAAUGUUCAGAAGGCUUUGGAUUUGCCUAAAUGAUCAGAAUUGGAAUCAAAUAGUUUAAUUAAACAACUAAAACAUACAAAACAAUGUCAUUUGAUGUCAUAGGAAAAAAGACAGAAUUUAAAAUAAACAGUGAUUACAACGGAAAAUUUGACAUGAAUGAAAAAUCCAUGUUGUCAUGAAUGACAUAGAGACUAGUAGCUUGUCAUCGACCGUGAGCAAUGAUCAACAAAAAUUUUAAUUUUGAAUUUUUUUACACAUACACAAAAAAUUAUGUAAGUAACAGAUAUAGAUAUAAUAAAUGAAAAAAUAGGAUUCAAUAAGAAAUGAUCAGAGAAGAAUAUAGCAACUUAUAAUAAAAUGAGAGAAUCGGAUAAAACGGAUUGUAUUACUGUAAACGUAUAUCUAAGUGAUAUUAAUUUAAAAUAAUUCUGUCUUUGAGUAACAUUUAUGUCAUUUGAAUCCAAAAUAAAAUAUGAAACAAAAAAAAUCAUUGAAUUUGAUGCUCGUAAA